This is a messenger RNA of Colletotrichum karsti, 1824 nucleotides long. RefSeq lists its product as uncharacterized. Gene Ontology annotation, molecular function: FAD binding; oxidoreductase activity. Lineage: Eukaryota; Fungi; Ascomycota; Sordariomycetes; Glomerellales; Glomerellaceae. Bases 1 to 1824 code for a protein of 607 amino acids. The transcript is spliced from 2 exons. The record is from RefSeq and is a predicted model, not a curated record.
AUGGCGCGCACUGCAGUACUCUCGUUCUUCACCUUGUUGUCCGCAGUCAGCGGUGCCUCUGCGCAGCAGUCCUGCAAAACCACUCCCUUGGACGCUGCCUGGCCAUCCGACGCCGAUUGGUCUGCCCUGAACACCACCAUCAACGGCUCUCUGAUCAAGACGCGUCCUGUCGCCUCGUCUUGCUACCCCGGCAACCCGUUUGGCAUCUCGGAGUCAUGCGAUGAGGUCAAGGAGGGAUGGGAAACUGCUACCUUCCACGCAAAGUUUCCAGAGUCUGUCGACUACCCGGUGUACGCCAACAACUCAUGCUUGCCCCCCAAUGCGGCCGGGUACUCUGCUUCGAAGGGUUGCGACAUUGGUGCCCUCCCGCAGUAUGUCGUCAAUGCUACGACUGAGGAGCAGGUUGCUGCUGCCAUGAGCUGGGCCAGCCAGCGCAAUAUCCGCAUCGUUGUCAAGGGGACGGGACACGAUCUGAACGGCCGAUCCUCCGGAGCCUACUCCCUGUCCAUCUGGACUCCCAACUUCAAUAAGCUCGAAUUCCAACCCGAAUGGAAGAACCCGGGCGACAACACCACCGAGGUCGCCAUGAUCGUCGGCAGCGGAAACAACUGGGGUAUGGCAACUCGCGGAGCCGCCAAGUACGGCAAGGUUCUGGUCGGCGGGACCGUCGAGUCCGUCGGAACCGGAGGUCAGAUCCAAGGAGGCGGCCACGGCCCCCUUUCAAGCACAUUCGGCCUUGCGGCGGACCAGAUCCUCCAGGCUCGCGUGAUCACGACUGAAGGCAAGAUUCUCGUGGCCAACGAUGCGGAGAACCAAGACCUCCUCUUCGCCGUACGCGGAGGCGGCGGUGGCCAGUACGGCGUCGUCACCGAGUACGUCCUCAAGGCGCACACGCCCCCGGGCAACGUUGUCUCCCUCGGCAUCAAUCUGUCCACCAACAGAAACGACACCGCGGCCAAAGAAGCUACCUGGCUCAGCUUUGCGGCCCUAAUGGCGAGCAUCCCUGACUUGAUGGACGCGGGUCUCACGGGUUCGGCCCUGUUCAACCGUGAAAGCUUGUCAGACGUGUCUCUCCCGGCCAACACCACGCGCAAGGUCUCGGGUAACCUUGGUUUCUUCGCGUACAAUACCACAAUCGAGAAGAUGACCGCCCUCCUGGAACCCGUCAAGGCUCGCAUGAUCGCCGCGGGUGGGGGCAACAGUACCGUCUCGGCCACUUUUGGCACGCCCGGGGAGAACCCUGAUUUCUCCAGCUUCUUCGAGUCCGUCAAUUCGGCCCCCAGCAUCGCGGGACAGUACAGCCUCAUGAGCAGCCGUCUGUUGGGCCGCAAGCACCUGUCCGAGAUUCCCGUCACGACCCUGGCCUCCUACCUCAAGAGAGCCCUGGCAGCUCAGGACCCGACUGGCGGCGGCAUGAUGGUCAUCGGUCUUCAGGGCGGUCCCGGUCCCCGGAGUGUGCCGGAGAAGAUGCGCGGCGCCGUGAACCCGGUGUGGCGGUCGACGUACAUCCACAUGAUGAGCUACGGCGCGUCGCUCGACACCACCGUCGCGCCCAAGGAGGCUCUUGCCAGCGCUGCCAAGUGGCUGGAGGAGGUCAAGGAGCCUGUCUGGCGUGAGUGGGCGCCUGGUUCUGGGUCGUACAUGAACGAGGCCAACGCGUUCAACAGCCAGUUCAAGGAGGACUUCUAUGGCGAGAGCUAUGACAAGCUCCUCGAGGUCAAGCGCAAGUAUGAUCCCACAGAGAGUCUGUUUGUCUUGGCUGGUGUUGGAAGUGACGCGUGGGACUACGACCUCAACAGCGGCAAGCUUUGCAAGACGGCUUGA